Molecule: messenger RNA, 1231 nt
Organism: Elaeis guineensis (African oil palm)
Lineage: Eukaryota; Viridiplantae; Streptophyta; Magnoliopsida; Arecales; Arecaceae
Biological process (GO): translation
Cellular component (GO): ribosome
Molecular function (GO): structural constituent of ribosome; mRNA binding
Source: RefSeq, a predicted model, not a curated record
GUAAGUAUACAUCGUAUUUCAUUUGCAUGAAUUUCCAACCUAGGGUUUUUGUCUUCCCCAUAACCCCCCACCCUCUCUCUCGUCAUCUCCAACUCAUGCUCUCUUCUUCUCCCACCCUUCUCUUUCCUCCCACCUCCAACACUCCAAAAAUUUUCUAACCAAUCACAACCUAUCGUCUAUUAUGAGGCUUUCGUUUUCCCUCCUUCGCCUCGGCCUUAGAAACCCUACCUCCCUUCUCUCCCACCGAAGCCCCCACCUCCCAUCGAAUCCUUCCUAUCUUCCUCUCUGUACUCUGAAUGGGACGCCAUCGGCGUUCUUGAGCUCCACUCGGCUCUCCACCUUGGCUCCUCAGCAGCCCAGCGCGCGGGUCUCGGGCAUCGUCGACGAGAUCUCAGGCCUCACCCUCCUCGAGCUCGCGGAUCUCACGGAGGCCCUGAGGAGCCGGUUGGGUGUGGAGCAGAUGCCGGUCAUGGCCGUGAUCACGCCGGGGAUGGGCAUCGGCGGCCUCCCGGGAGUGGGCGGCGCGGCGGGAGCGGCGAAGGAAGCGGAGGAGAAGAAGGAGGAGAAGAUGGCGUUCGAUUUGAAGCUGGAGAGCUUCGAUGCGGCCUCCAAGAUCAAGAUCAUUAAGGAAGUCAGGACCUUUACGGAUUUGGGGCUCAAGGAGGCCAAGGAGCUGGUGGAGAAGGCGCCCACUGUGUUGAAGACGGGGCUGUUGAAGGAGGAGGCGGAGAAGAUUGUGGAGAAGAUGAAGGAGAUCGGCGCUAAAGUGGUUUUGGAAUGAGGAGGAACAAUGGUGAAGCACAGUUAAUGAAUUGUACUUGUGGCUAAACUGAAAUUUGUUGCAGAGCAAGAAGUAGAAAAUAUAGUGUUGAUUUAGAGACAGUGAAGUGCUAUCAUGGUGCUACAUGAGGAAAUUCUUAAAUUUAUAAGAUGUGGAAGGAGUCUUUUUUAGGGCAUUCUUUUAUUGCCCAAGUUGUUUGAUGGCCUUUUGAUUGAUGAAAAUUUUUAAAUCGUGAAGGCCUAAAAAAGAGUUACUGCUAAUGUUUCUUUGAGGGUAAACUUUAGGGGUGAUAUCAAGAAGGCAACUGAAUUGUUUUCUUUAUCUCCCUCCAGAGUCUAAUGUAGAAACCAAUGAAUUGGACUUUGGAAAAUUUGGGAUAUGUAUGAUUUGUUUCCUUUGAGUACUAUAUGUUCCUGGUGUUGCCAUUAGAUUGGUUUUCAUGCUUGUUAC